Messenger RNA from Vigna umbellata (rice bean), 978 nucleotides. NCBI's taxonomy places the organism in Eukaryota, Viridiplantae, Streptophyta, Magnoliopsida, Fabales, Fabaceae. The record is from RefSeq and is a predicted model, not a curated record.
AUGAGCAUGGACGACCCUGUGGAGAUGAUCAGAGUUUUACAGCAAAAAAUGGAUGAAAUGCAGCAACGACAUGAGGACGAGUUGGCGGCGGUGAAGGCCGACUGUGAAGCCCGGAUAGCCCAGGAGGUUGGAAGGGAAGAUGAAGGAGAGGAGCGAGCGGAUAAAGGAAAGGCGACGGCGGAAGAACGUACGCCUCAAGAUACCGAGUGUGAUAAAACUUGGAGGCCUACCGGGUCAGAGGCGGAGGGAAGUAAAGCUAAAUCGGUGCAUGCAGAGAGCGCUGCCGAGGAUAGACGAAUGGUGGUGAAAUCGGAGCCCUCAUCCACUUUGUUACUUCCCUUCACCCAAAACAUAAUGGAUGUCCAAAUCUCGGAACAAUUUGUGGCUCCACAAUUUAAAAUGUAUAAUGGCACGACGGACCCCGAGGCCCAUAUCAAGACAUUCUCGAAUGCAAUGGCAUUCCGAACGGGCAAUGAUGCCAUUUGGUGUCGAGCGUUCUCGCUUUCAUUGGAGGACGAAGCAUUGGAAUGGUUUAACACCCUCCCUCCUAAUUCCAUAGAGAAUUUCGCUGGACUGAAACAGCUGUUCAUUAAACAAUUCGCGGCCAAUAGUACCCAAGACUUGACCGUAUUCGAAUUGGUUACCCUCAAGCAGGGGAAGGAAGAAACGCUAUGGGCGUUCAUGGAUAGAUACCAGAAAACCGUCCGGCGGGUAAAGAGCCUGACACCAGAGCUCGCCCUCCACUACAUUCUACUGGCCCUCAAGCCGGGACCGUUCAAAGAUAGCGUCUGCAGACGAGCGCCUAAGACGAUGGAAGAGUUGAGAGAGCGGGCGGCAGAUGAAAUAAGGGUAGAGGAGAUGAAGCUCUCCUAUAAGAGGGAGAACCAGGAGACGAGGGGGGAAAGGGCGGACGGCGGUAAGCCCGGUGCCUCAGCAGGAAAACCGUCUGGCCCAAGACAUAAGGAGCAGAGAAGAUGA